Aegilops tauschii subsp. strangulata is the source of this 733-nucleotide messenger RNA. RefSeq lists its product as uncharacterized. Gene Ontology annotation, biological process: regulation of DNA-templated transcription. NCBI's taxonomy places the organism in Eukaryota, Viridiplantae, Streptophyta, Magnoliopsida, Poales, Poaceae. Gene Ontology annotation, molecular function: protein dimerization activity; DNA-binding transcription factor activity. The record is from RefSeq and is a predicted model, not a curated record.
CCCUCUCUCAUCAUCCACAUCUUCCAAAACAAACCAAGUUGUCAUACAGAUCGAGUGGCACAACCUCUGGAUGGACUUCGAUACGCUGAACUCUCACCCGGAGGCGCAGCUGGAGCUGAUGAACGCAAUGCUGCAGCUAGAGCAGCUCACCGCGCUCCCUGACCACGCCAUGCCGGUGCCCCCUUCUCCAUGCACGCAAGCCCCUCGUCACCAGUUCUCGUCGGCGCCUCACAUGGCGAGCGCCAACGCCGGCGGGGCCUACCACGACCCGUAUUCCCAGCUGCCGAACUCCGCCCCCUACAACGGCAGCCACCGUCGCUCCGAGUACACGGCGACGUCGCAGCCUCCACCCGACGGCGCUGGCGGCACGGGGCCGGCGGCCAUGCGGGAGAUGAUCUUCCGCAUCGCGGCGCUGCAGCCGGUGAACAUCGACCCGGACACGGUGCGCCCGCCGAAGCGCCGCAACGUGCGCAUCUCGACGGACCCGCAGAGCGUGGCGGCGAGGAUGCGGCGGGAGCGCAUCAGCGAGCGCAUCCGCAUCCUGCAGCGCCUCGUUCCGGGCGGGACCAAGAUGGACACCGCGUCCAUGCUGGACGAGGCCAUCCACUACGUCAAGUUCCUCAAGACGCAGGUGCAGUCCCUGGAGCGCGCGGCGGCGGCCAACGGCCAGUGCGCGCCGCCCAACGGCGCGGCGGCCGCCGAGGCCUACCAGGGCCUGAACGGGCCGUGGUAA